Telopea speciosissima is the source of this 4411-nucleotide messenger RNA. RefSeq lists its product as uncharacterized. The coding region runs from base 92 to 4321 and encodes 1409 amino acids. The record is from RefSeq and is a predicted model, not a curated record. NCBI's taxonomy places the organism in Eukaryota, Viridiplantae, Streptophyta, Magnoliopsida, Proteales, Proteaceae. The transcript is spliced from 15 exons.
CUCUCACAAAUCACAAUAUCUAUCUGUCUAUCUAUUUCUCUGUGUUUCAUUCUGAUUUUGGUUUCGAAAUUGAUCGAAUUGGUCUAGAUCCAUGGACCCCAAAGAACGCGAAGAGCUCUGCGACACUGGACCUGAAGAAGAAACAGUGGCCCGUCAAAAGAACCGUUCGAGACGCGUUAGCUUCGCGGAGAUUACUUCAGUUCACGUUUUUGACAGAGAUGAAGAAUAUGAGACGCCUCGAGACUCCAAACCUAACUCUGAGAACUCGGAAACAGCAGAAGCAAACGAGGAUUUAGGGUUUCUGAGCGAUCUCGGCGGCAGCGAUGAUUGGAAGGAGUUAACACAGAACGGAGAAGACGACGAGGACGAUAAUGAUGAUGAGAGGAAGGCAAUCGUUCGAGAUAUGGAUUCAUCUUCUCCGGGAAGUGCCAUCGGUUCUGCCACCUCUAAUGACGAAGAAAUUUUUUUUGGCCCUGUAUCAGCAAGUUUUAUUAAAUCUGGACAGACAUCAGACUCUGCAGCCUCUGGUAAUAACCAUGAUAUUACUCUGGAUUCCACUGCCUUUUCCAUGCAUUUUCGUAGCCUUGCGCAGUCUGUCUCCGGAGGAGAAUUUAAGACACCAUCAGCACAUCAUCUUUCCUUCGAAGAGAGGACACCAUCCGAAACUUCCAUGCCAACCAACCAAAGCAGUUUUAUGACACUGACAGGAGUCAAGAAGCCACUUCCUCACUGUUCUGUUUUGGAUGGAAAAUCUAGCGGUGUCUGUGAGUCAAAUGACUUGAGCCUGGUCGAAGAAAAUCCUCAUAGGUAUGAUUAUGGGAGACUUUCACCUACGCUGGGUGCGUUUCUGGCUGAAGGCAGCAAGGAUUUACAUGUUAUCUCUGUUUCUAAUGAUACUGAGAUUUCGAACUCAUCUAAAAGUCUAAGUAGGAACAGUAGGUUUCCCAUGUUCAAUAGGUGUAAGAGUAACUAUAAAGACCUCAAGGAUUCUGGAAGUGAGGAACUGCACAACAUUGUCACCAAUGAUAUGCCGGUUGAAGUGAUUUCUGGUGCCAGCAUGAAAUCGUGUGAGGGACGUGAAGGAUCUGCAACCCCUCCCAUUGACCAGAUCAGUCAUGAUUGUUCAUCUAGUACAAAACAUGCUCAGCCUACUGAUGCUUCAACUGGUGACCAUAGUCAAAUUCUCUGUGACUCAGUGAAGGAGAUGCCCUUAGACAUGAAUAAGGUGCCUGUUAGAGAUGCUCUUGAAGCUAGUGGAUCGAUAUUGGAAGUUGGUGCUUGUAACUGUGCCACCUCGAAACCUCCAAGUAAAACACUUGAUGCCAAUUUGAUCACAGAUCGUGAUUGUGGAUUUUUAGGUGGUCCGAGAACCUUGAGGAGGGAAGGACCUACUGAUGAUGGAAGUCUCACUCCCACAACACUACAGAACUCUCAUCGACAAAGUGGAUCUCCAUGGGCUGGGUCUGUAUCCUUGUUAUGUGCCAAAAGAAGACAACUAUUUUGUGAUGGAACUGUUUCACCAGGUAGUGAACAGUUGUCUAUUCUAUUUGCUCAGAAGCAUCAUUCUUCCUCUUUAAAGAAUGAUAAAAGAGGACAUGGAAUAAUUGAAUCUUCUAUUGAGAAAAGCAUCUCAAAAUUAAAGUUUCUUGAUACUUCCGUUACUGUUGAAGAUGGAUUUGACAAUUUGAAACCUCCAUUCUUUGGUCAUAAUUGUAAACUGGCUUCAAAUGCUACUGCGUUGGGUGAAAAUAGCGAAAAUCUUAAACUAAAGAAACUGGACAUUUCCACUACUGGUUUGGAAGGGUGUUUUUUAUGUAGUGCUCAGAAGAACAGUGAACAGAGAGAUACAGUUAAUAUGGAUGCACAUGGGAGUGAGAUGUCUAAGAACAUUAGAAUGCCUAGACAAGCUGAAAAGGAUGUACAUGUUGUGCAUGAUGGAGAAUUUGAGGAGCAGAUAUCUAACAAUAUGCUCUACAGUGAUCAACCUAGUAAGGCAAUGGCAGUGGCAGUGUUACCUUCCCAGUUUUCAAGCUCUGGAAAGCAAAUGCAGGAGCAUCCUUUGGAAUCUCAUGAUCCUGUCGAAGGAACUUUCAUCACUUCUAGACUUAGUUCGUUAUUAAUAGAUAUUACAGAAGAUGUUAAUGCAAAAAAACAAUUAACUGUUACAUCUGAUAAGUUCUCUGCAUCACCUGAACACACUGGCAUCCUUUCAACGGCUUUGACGCAGCAGGAUCCAAGGAACAAGCUUCGCAGUAGCAGCAGUGAACAAGAUGUAGCAGAUUCAGGAGUAAUUUUUGCCAAUGUGAGUUGUUUGACUCCUGACACCCAAAAAGAUGUCAGUUAUUUGACUCCUGUAGCUGGAGGAUUCGGUUCCUUGGUCAAGCAGAAGAGAUCACAUUCUGACUUAUCCAUCAUUGGGAACAAUAGUAGGGAUUCAAUAAAUGUGGCUAAAUUGAAAGGGAUGGGUGAUAACCAACUCUUUCAUGAUCUGCGAAACGAAUCUGGAAACAUUAUGGAUUGUAAAACACCAUUACAACUUAAUGCUGCUCUGAACUCCCAAUCCAGAAGUCUAGUCCAGAACCAUGGAGCAGGGACAGACCUGUCCAUGUUUAGAAAUAGACUUUCUGAAGAAGACCUUAAAGAAUCUUUAUAUGAGUCUGCUUUCCCAUGUGUGCUUGAAAAGGCUACAACUACACAAUUUCAAAAGGUUCUGGUGGAUCAGAUAACUCAAACCCCCUCCUUGAAAGAGGCAUCUAAUUUUCUAUAUACCGACAGGGUGCAACACUGUGUUGGGAAAGAUUCCCUUUCCCCUAAAUUAGUUAAAUAUUCAGACCAAAAGUGUCAUAGUAGCUCCCGCCAGGAUCUGCAUAUUUUACUGCAAUCAUUACCCGCAUGUGUUGAGAAUUGUGGAAGAAAAAGAAAAAAUGAAGAAGUUAUUCUCAUGGAAAAUAUCGAGGUAGAAGAAGCUGUCAGGACCCAGAAGAGCCCAAAAAUUCUUGAAAUGGAUGGUAGUGUACCAGAGUUUUCUUCCGAACAUUUAACUGUAAAAGAAAAUGAAGUGGACAGGAAUCAAGUUGACAGAGUGCCCAAGCUUUCCUCUGAUGUUUUCUUAAAGUUGUAUGGGGCUAUGAAACAGCUGCUUUCUGAAUCAAGCCAUGAACUUAAUUUAUGGCAGCUUUGCAUUCUGGAAGAUAUUUUGGAUCAGCUGCAAAAGGCUAAAAAGUAUGAGAAGCUUUGUGCUGUGAUCCAGUUUCAGCAGAAAAGGGUAGCCGAAGCAAGAUGCUUGCAACUGAUGCUUGUUUAUGAACAGGCAAAGUUGCAAUUAAUGCGCGUGAAACAUGAGAUAAUGCAGAAGAGAAUAGAGAUGUUGCAGUCAGGGAUUCAGGAAUUUCAAAAUUUGAAGUCAUGUUCUUUGCAUCAUCUCUUUGUGCCUGGUGUUAGAGGUGCUGAAAAUAAGGGAACUUAUUUAACAUCACUUUCUGUUAAUGGCAAAAAUAAGGAAGUAUGUAAUAAAGUAAUCACAAUGAAGCAGGAGAUUGGAGCCUUAGAUGAAAAAAUAAAGUCCAUAAUUGACUGCUUCCAUGAUUCUUGUCACGUUAAAGGUGAACUGAGCUAUGAUGAGUACAUAGUUAUAGUUAAUGAUCAUCUGAAGAAGAGAACAUGUUGCAGUUUUAUUCGUCGGGACUUGCAGCUAUGGAGUGUAGAUGACCUGGAGAAUGAGAGUGGUCAUCACAACAUUGCUCUCAAUUAUCACAAUUUCCUCUUCCAAAGGUUGACAAUAACUGUCCGUCCCAUUUCAAGUAUAGUUGUUGUGAACAAAUUGAAUGAUACAAACAUCAUAAAGGCAUUCCCAAGUAUUAAUGCUUGCGCAGCCUUCACAUUUGUGUUCAAUGCUGAGGCAGCUGACAAGAGGAGCGUCUUUAAAUGUUUGACUGAAGAAACACAAAUUACCAGUUCUCUUUUGGGUAAUUUGUUAGAUGUGGUUGAAGAAGUACAGGCUGCUCGCAUAGAUCUUCCAGAUCUAUUCCAGACAAGUUUUCACUCUCCCUGUGCUAAACAGCUCAAUUUGCAUCUUUGUUUCAUUCAUUUCAAGACUGGUAUGAAGGUGAUCCUGAUUCUUGACAUGACUUAUUUGAAUUGCGGUGUGUAUCCCUCUAAUGUCGUCCCAUCUCUUGUAUUAACUAACAUUCAUGGAGUGGAAACACCAGUGUCACCAUCACCUGAAAUUACAGUGGCAGUUGACAGACUUAAAGCUGGACAUGCGAGGAUAAUAAGGCUUUGUAGGUGUGUUUCCCAGGUGGUUCAAGCUUGGAGCAGGUAGAUUUUGUAAACAAACAUUGUUUUGGUUGCCAUCUGUGUGCUUGGGAAUCUGUUUGUGCAUUGUAUUGCAUAUAUUGAUGAGUUGUCCAAA